UCUCUUUAAGAGACCUAUCCCCUCCCACACCCCUUAUACUGGUCCAAUCUUCCUGUAGCUGCCCAAAAACACUUGUAGAAGACUGGAUUCUAUACAUGGGACUUAGAGGCACAGGUGAUAACUGCAAUAUCAGACUGGAUUCUGAAGCAGCAGACAGGACUCCACAGGUGAUAACAGCUUCUAGGGACACUGAGACAACUGAAAAUUUCAGGGAACCUGGAAAGGAGCUGCAAGAGAAGAAAUCCAGGUGGUCUCAGAGAUCCAUCCUUCCCUACAAGCAAGUGAAGACAGACAGACAAUAUAGACAUCAGACACAAAACUGCUAGCAAGGAGACCAUGGUAAAGAGAGUGGCAAUUGUUGGAGCUGGCGUCACUGGACUGACCUCCAUUAAGUGCUGUCUGGAGGAGGGGCUUGAGCCCACCUGCUUUGAGAAAAGUGAUGACUUUGGGGGACUCUGGAGAUUCACAGAACACAUUGAAGAUGGAAAGCCAAGCGUGUACAAAUCUAUGGUCAGCAACACCUGCAAAGAGAUGUCAGCUUUCUCAGAUUUCCCGUAUCCUGAAGAUUUUCCAAACUAUAUGGCCAAUGCCAAGUUCUUUGAAUAUCUAAAGCUGUAUGCAAAGCAUUUUGACCUUGUGAAGCACAUCCAGUUCAAGACCACAGUCAUCAGCAUAAAGAAACGCUCAGAUUUCUCUACCACUGGCCAAUGGGAUGUUGUCACGGAGUCCAACGGGAAGCAGGGGUCAUCUGUGUUUGAUGCUGUUAUGGUUUGCAUUGGAUACCUUUCAGAGUCUUUCCUCCCACUGGAAUCUUUCCCUGGAAUUAAGAAGUUUAAAGGCUCAUAUUUUCACAGCCGAUUUUACAAGCAUCCAGAUGUAUUUCAGGGGAAGAGAGUGCUAGUGGUUGGCAUGGGGAAUUCUGGAGUCGAUAUUGCAGUUGAGGCCAGCCAUGUGGCUGAAAAGGUGAUGAUCAGCACUGACCGAGGCGCAUGGGCCCUGAGUCGAGUUUUUGACAAUGGUUAUCCCUGGGACAUGGUGUUCAUAACACGUUUCAUGAACCUGGUCAGAAAUUCUUUGCCAGGGCCCAUCCUGGGGUGGAUGAUUGCAAACAAGAUGAGUCAGUGGUUUGACCAUGAAAACUACAGCCUGAUUCCGCAGGACAGAAGAGUGAUGCGGGAGCCUGUGUUGAAUGAUGACUUGCCAAGCCGUAUCAUCACAGGGAAAAUCACAAUAAGACCAAAAGUAAAGGAGUUCAAGGAAAACUCAGUUGUGUUUCAGAACAGCUCUGAAGAGGAGCCCAUUGACAUCAUUGUCUUUGCCACAGGAUACACAUUCUCUUUCCCUUUCCUGGAGGAAUCUGUCCUGAAAGUGGAAAACAAACAAGCAUCUCUGUACAAAUAUAUAUUUAACCCUCAUCUUGAGAAGCCCACACUUGCUAUUGUUGGCCUGAUCAAGCCUUUUGGUGCAGUGAUGCCUGUUGUGGAGAUGCAAGCACGUUGGAUUACACGGGUCUUUAAGGGCCUCUGUCAGUUGCCUCCAGUGACCACCAUGGUGAAAGAGGUCACCAAGAAGAAGCAGAAAAAAAUUCACUGGUUUGGUUUCUCCUUCGACGAGGUUUUGAAAACAGAUUGCCUUGUCUAUGUUGAUGAACUUGCCUCCUUCAUUGGCUCAAAACCCAAUUUACUGGCCCUGUUCUUUAAGGAACCAAAACUGGCCCUGGAAAUCUUCUUUGGUCCAUGCACCAACUAUCAGUAUCGCCUGACUGGACCAGGGAAAUGGGCUGAAGCCAGGAAUGCCAUCCUGACCCAGUGGGACCGAACACUGAAGCCAAUAAGAACACGAGUUGUAGAAGAUUCUUCAAAUUUUUUCCCAUAUUUGCUUAAAAUAUUUGGGCUUUUUGCACUCUUUGCUGCACUGUUUCUUGGCUUCCAGUAGUCCAGAGGUAAUGUACAAUCCUGUAGCCAUUCCUUGCCAUAUUAUUCUUUUUUGACUAUGCAGCAUCUCCAUUUAGGGUGGCAGGGAACACACACUUCUCAAAAAUGUCCCUCUCAGGAAAGUCCUUUAGAGUAGAAAGGCUUCUAAAGGUAAGGAUUAUACAUCCAAGUUUAAUCAGUGCCAUUGAAACAUUUCUUUUACAGCUGAGCUACAUAUUAAGACCCUUUUUCCAUGUGAAAGAUGUGCAGAUUUCACUAGUGGUGUGAUAUUAAACCAUUUUAGUUAAACUGGUAUGAAUGAUAGGCAUACAACUACCAUUUUUUAGGAACGGUGUCUUUCAAAUCUCCUGUGCUUUCAUAGUCUCCUGUGUAGGAGGGGCAAGGAGGAGCAAUGCAUUGCUGGAGGGGGUAUUGCAGGUAGAGGAUGCAUUGCAAUUCUAACGGUUGCCCAGAGUGCACUCAGUUUUCUGUGGAGUGAGUGAGCAUCAGAGGUAAACAGCAGAUGCCCAGGGAAGGGUCCUUACUUAACUUUUCUUGUUGCCUGGCUAGUUUACCAGGAGACCCAUACAUAUGGAAAUAGCUUCUGCUCUUGCCUGUAGUGAUCUUACUCUUUCUAGAGGUCAUGAUUCCUAAAGAUGCAAUUAUCUCAUUUCUAUUACUUCAUUAAGUGUCAUUUGAAAGUAAUAAAUGUGUCAGCUUUUCCUUUA
This is a messenger RNA of Alligator mississippiensis (American alligator), 2641 nucleotides long. RefSeq names its product flavin-containing monooxygenase 1. Gene Ontology annotation, molecular function: NADP binding; N,N-dimethylaniline monooxygenase activity; flavin adenine dinucleotide binding. The record is from RefSeq and is a predicted model, not a curated record. The transcript is spliced from 10 exons. Bases 337 to 1935 code for a protein of 532 amino acids. Lineage: Eukaryota; Metazoa; Chordata; Crocodylia; Alligatoridae.